AUGGCGGCGAUACAUGCUCCGAAGUUCGCUCGCAUUUUUACGUUAUAUCUUGUCUUGUAUUUGAUUUUAAACUUCCAAAAUACUGGUAAUCCUAGUGCUAACAAAGCUAGGUUUUUGUCUAUUGGAAGUGGAAGUGAUAUAAAGAUAUUUCCGAGGAGAAAUGAAGUCUUGGGCAGGCCAACGUAUGAUGCAAUUUGUAGGCAACCAGUAGAACGGAAAGUUAUAAAGGUAUUGAAAUUAAUGAAGAUGGAUCUUAUGGACUGGAAGUCUUGUAUUACUUGCUGGUGAUAUCUGUCCACAACCUGGCCCUGGAGCAACUAAUACUAUUUCAGAAAAAGUCGGCUUUGAUGUUAAAUCUAGAGGGUUAAAGAUAGCACACUUAAACAUCCGUAGCCUACCAAGUAAACUUGAUGAAUUGGUGGUAGGAAUGACUAAUAGCAAAUCGUUUGAUAUAUUGACAUUAUCUGAAACAUGGUUAAAUCCAGAUAUAUCUGAGGACGAGAUCAACAUCUCGGGCUAUUUGUGA
Molecule: messenger RNA, 526 nt
Organism: Paramuricea clavata
Lineage: Eukaryota; Metazoa; Cnidaria; Anthozoa; Malacalcyonacea; Plexauridae
Source: the annotation of a GenBank genome assembly